CAAACACAGAGAGAGAACAGAGUGUGUGAUUGUUGGUCAGUUGUGGUGUGUUUCCGCUCUAAUCGGCUCUCAGGAUUCCUGCAUUCCCACAUUUCUCUGCUGCGAUUGUGAAAGAGUUUCUCCAGUGAGUCUGUAGAUCAGUGUGAGUCCCGCUCUGCAUGUGUGUGUGUGUGUGGAUUCAGAUGAGAGACGGAGCUGCGCAUCUUCACAGCUCACACUAAUGAUGUCCAGUGAUGAAGAUGAAGAUCACAGAUACAGGGUUCAGAGAUCAUCAUCAGCCCCACACACAAAGGAGGCCUGCAGCGGGGUGAGAGACACCAGUAGGAGGAGACCCAGCCUGCGGAGAGUCGUGUCCUUCAGGAGAAAAUCCCACCAUCAUCUUCAUCAUAGUCUUCAUCACAGAGUAGCGCAGAAGAGGAAUGAGGAGGACUGCAGCUCACAGAUCAGUGAGGGUCACGGGCAGCUGCUGGAGGCUCUGCAGACCCGCCGGCUGAGGCUCAGUAUAGCGCUGACGCUCUGGAGGAGAAGCCCAGGAGAACUGCUGGAGUUCCUGGAGAGACUGCAGGACACCAGUCUGCUCAUCCACUGUCUGCCGGCACUCAUCAGCAGUCUGCAGCAGGGCUCUGCUCAGCUCACCGUGGGCUUCUGUGUGGAUCUCUUUCCUCUGGUCUGGAAUAUUCUGCAGAGUCCUUUUGAAGAUUUUCUGAUCACAGCUUUAGUCUGGAUUCGGACAGUUCUGGAGCGCUGGAGAUCUGUGCUGAUCACAGACACACAGUCCUCAGACUACAGGAACACUGGUGCACUGAAGCAGGCGCUGCAGGAUCUCUGGACUCUGCAAGUACACUUCACAUCCGCAUCAGAAACAACAGCACACAUCUGGAAGGCCAUCGAGUGUCAUUUAAUCCAGCUCUGAGGAGCAUCAUCUCCGCUAAAACAUCAGUGUGUGUGUUAUUAAAGCAUCUACUGGAAUAUGUGUGGUGUAUUGUGUUAAAUACAGUGUGUUUCUGUUCUGAUGGCUAUAAAUAUAAUACAUGUUAAUAUACAGAAUGUUAUUAGAUGUGCUGUUUAAGCCACUUUCAUUAUCAAUAAUAAUAAUUCAGUAUUUUCCUAAAUAAAAUGAUUGAAUAAUAUAUAAAUAUAUGCAAA
Molecule: messenger RNA, 1146 nt
Organism: Danio aesculapii
Lineage: Eukaryota; Metazoa; Chordata; Actinopteri; Cypriniformes; Danionidae
Product: KATNB1-like protein 1
Exons: 10
Coding region: 221-913 (230 amino acids)
Cellular component (GO): nucleolus
Molecular function (GO): microtubule binding
Source: RefSeq, a predicted model, not a curated record